Ochlerotatus camptorhynchus is the source of this 1952-nucleotide messenger RNA. It is a transcript of the gene Hcs, whose product is annotated as holocarboxylase synthetase-like protein. Bases 90 to 1913 code for a protein of 607 amino acids. Gene Ontology annotation, cellular component: cytoplasm. Gene Ontology annotation, biological process: protein modification process. The record is from RefSeq and is a predicted model, not a curated record. The transcript is spliced from 2 exons. Gene Ontology annotation, molecular function: biotin--[biotin carboxyl-carrier protein] ligase activity. Lineage: Eukaryota; Metazoa; Arthropoda; Insecta; Diptera; Culicidae.
UCUACGUGUCUACGUCGCAAAUUUCGGUGUAAGUUCCACACCAAUUGCCUUUCCAUGGUGGCGAUGCUGGUCAAAACCGAUGUGGAACGAUGUUUUACUGUAUGACCAAAGGAGCAAGAAGCCUCGUAUCGUUGAACAACCUCCGCGAUAAACUGUUCCAACGGCAACUGGAAACGUUCAGCUCCCGGUUCGGCCUUCAAAUCGUCCCUACCGUUGUCGGACAAAUCCGAUUCUUUUCGAUGUCGUCCAAACCGCCAAACAUCUUGGUUUACUCAAAGAAUGCUUCCGUGAAAAACUGCCUCAUCGAGAGCCUUCGAAGUACACUGGAAGCGGACACCUAUACAAUUUAUCCCAUUGUGGACGGUCAGGUGGAAGCGCAAGCAUGGCCCGAAAGUACCGCACUAUUGUUGAUUCAUGGCACUUUGGAUCGAAGUGUGGCGGAAGUGUUUCUAAACUAUUUUAUAAACGGAGGAAAGUUGUUGGGACUGUGUUCCGGUUUGGUGGAAGUGAUUUUGCCGAAUUUGGUCAAAAAUGAACGGCUCGGAACUGAAAACGUUUCGCUGAACUAUGAUCGAUGGCAAAAUGUGACAAUUGCCCAAGAAAUCCUUCAGUGGCAACCAAUCGGAAAUGAGGCUAAGCUCAGUGAGAUUGUAAAAAACAUGGCCGGGAUGGAGCAUAAGCUGGACGUGGAGAUAUUGACCCGGGAGAGAACCUUGAAUACUCCCAGCAUUUUUAGUGUGAAAAGUUUGAGCUCUGGCGGCGAAGGAAUCUUUACUCAAUUGAUUCUGACAGAACAUGAAGGUCUUGCACAAGAUGUCCUGAUGCAUUUGCUCAGUUCGUGCCUCAAAAUCAAAACUAAAGAGCAAGUAACGACACAUGCGGUAAUCAGUUACAAAAAUGCCUUUCUUCUGGGCAGUGUCGAUAGAAAGCGAAAGUUUUUAGACCUUCUAAAUGACACAAACCGCAUUCGUAACGUUCUCAAUCUGGGUGAACUUUCACUGCAAUUUUGCAGCAAAACUAAGAAGCUUUCGACUCCCUCGGAAAGCCAACUGCCGGUUCUGACCGAUCGUGCACCGGAGGAUUUCUCGACCGAUGCAUACUUAAGUCAUUUGAAAACGUCCCUGCUUGGUCGGAUAGCGAUCUACUGUCCCGUGAUAACCAGCUCGAUGGUAAUCGUCUCGAAUGCGACGCUGACCCAUGGCUUCGUGGCCAUACCACGGCGACAAAGUCGUGGCAGUGGCCGGAACAACAACCAAUGGCUAAGUCCGGAAGGAUGCGCCAUGUUUUCGCUACAGCUUCACGUUCCAUUGGGUAGUCCACUUGGACAGAGGCUGCCAUUGAUCCAACAACUGGUUGCGGUUGCCGUUGUCAAUGCCAUUCGAAGCAUGGCAGGUUACGAAAAGCUGGACAUCGGUGUCAAAUGGCCCAACGAUAUUUACGCAAAGGGUAGUACGAAAAUUGGCGGAUUGAUCAUCAAUUCACAGCUCUGCAGCUCGGAAGCAAUUGUUAAUGUAGGCUGCGGAGUGAAUCUCAGCAAUUCGAGUCCAACGGUGUGCAUUAAUGAUUUGAUUAGGGAAUACAACAAGGGUAGUGGGAUGAAAUUACCUUUGCUGGGGUACGAACAAACGUUGGCAGUGAUUUUCAAUGAAAUUGAAAAGUUGUUUAACGAAAUUCAGAGCGGGGACGAGCUGCAACCUUUGUACGACUUGUACUACAAAUACUGGCUCCAUGGUGGAAAAUGUGUCGUCAUCAAAGGAGACAAUGGUACAGAGAUGACUGGAACCGUCGUAGGAAUCGACGAAUAUGGCUACCUGCUGGUGAAAACCGACCAAAAUCCAAAGCCGAUCUGUGUUCACCCCGACGGGAAUAGUUUCGAUAUGAUGAAAGGGCUAAUCAUUCCAAAGUACUUUUAAAAUCUUGAUGAUAUAUUUAUUUUUAAAUAAAGUUGUUGA